AUGAAGGGUUGGAAGGAGAAGUUGCCCUCUCAAGCUGGCAAAGAGAUCAUGAUCAAGGCUGUCAUAGAAUCGACACCGGCCUAUUCCAUGAGUGUGUUUAGACUACCUACUAUCUUGUGCAAGGAUAUUGAGACCAUGAUUAGGAAAUUUUGGUUGGGGCAAGAAGAGAAGAAGAAAAUUCAUUGGGUGAAAUGGAGCUCAUUGUGUUCCUCAAAAUCAGUUGGUGGCAUGGGGUUUAGGGAUUUUCAGCACUUCAACAACGCUUUAUUGGCUAAGCAAGUGUGGCGGCUCUUUCACCAAAAAGAUACCCUUCUCUAUAGGGUAUUCAAAUCGAAGUUCUUCCUAAGUAGGAGCAUCUUUGAUGCUGCUGUACCCGCAAAAUGCUCCUACGCUUGGCAAAGCAUACUGCAGGCUAGGGGGGUUAUUUAG
Molecule: messenger RNA, 429 nt
Organism: Quercus lobata
Lineage: Eukaryota; Viridiplantae; Streptophyta; Magnoliopsida; Fagales; Fagaceae
Exons: 1
Coding region: 1-429 (142 amino acids)
Source: RefSeq, a predicted model, not a curated record